AUGUGGAAACCAGGAACAUUUGGUGUUUGGGGUGAAAUGUAUUCUGUUAUUCUCAAAAAAGAAGACUGGGCAGCACAUCAUCACCUUAGAAAUGUUUACUUUUUCUUUGAUAAUGAUGGUGAUAAAUAUUGA
Molecule: messenger RNA, 132 nt
Organism: Dictyostelium discoideum AX4
Lineage: Eukaryota; Evosea; Eumycetozoa; Dictyosteliales; Dictyosteliaceae
Exons: 1
Coding region: 1-132 (43 amino acids)
Source: RefSeq, a predicted model, not a curated record